CACUCCUCCACCAUGCAUGCACCCGGCGUGUCGAGUGCAUAGCCAGCCAUGGCGCCCGUGACAGUCCCGAACAAUGGCAGCCCAAGUGACCGCGCGCCCACAGCCCCAGGACGGCUCCUUCAUCCUGCGCAGGCUGGUGUCGGACCUGCCCUUGUCCGCCGACGGGGGUGCUGAUGUGCACAUAACCUGCGUCGAAGUGUGGAACGGCAACCUCUACGUGGGCACCUCGGCCGCCGAGAUCCUGCACUUCGUCCUGCUCCCGCCAGACCCCAGCGAUGCCUCGGAGGAGCCCACGGCCAUCAUCGCCUCGCGCCUCGAGCCCCCCCACAACGACGCCAACGGGCCCGGCGUGCAGCAGAUCCUGCUGCUCCCGCGCGUCAACAAGGCCUGCAUCCUCUGCAACAACACCCUCUCCAUCUACUCGCUGCCCGAGCUGAGCCCCGACUCGACCUUCAAGCCCAUCUCGUGUCUGUGGGUGGGCGGCGUCGACCUGAACGAGGACGACGACGAGUCGGCUGGGCGCGGUGUCGUCGUCGUCAUUGGGCUGAAGAAGCGCCUGCGACUGGUCCAGAUAUCCGAGAACUCUCCGCCCAGGGCCCUCAAAGCGAUAGAGUACGGCGGCUGCUUGACAUCGGUCAGGCGUGAUGACUACUCGUGCGCCGCCGAUGCCCACUCGUAUGCGCUGCUGGACGUCAUGCACCAGCAGAAGAUUGGCCUCUUCCCAAUCUCUUCGCUGGAUCCAGAUGUCGGAGACGUUGGCGGAGCUGCCGAAACCCUUGCCACCGUGUCUGCCGGCCCCUCUAGAAGCGUCUCCACGGCGAGUGCCCAUCCGCAGUUCCAGGAGGAGCAGCGCGGCCACAGUCGCAGCACGAGCUUGAAUAUUCUGGGCGCCAGGGGACUGACAUCUCGGACACCAAGUCCACGCCCUCCAGCGCCGCGAUAUGGCUUCGACGUGCCCGAGUCACUCUCGCGGACCGCAUCCCCAGCCCCCAGUCGCUCGCCAGCUCGACCACCGAGGGGAGAGCCUCACAGUAGAACGUCCAGCCAGUCGCGACCUCAGUCUGACAAACUGCUGCCGCUCCCGCCCUCAGAAGAACGCACAAGUCAAGCCGAACAGCCCCCACCCCCACCGCCCUUCGUCCCCUUGCGACCCCACAUCGCAUCUCCAUCCCCGAAUGAGUUCUUGCUCACCGUCGGAACCACUCCGUCCGAGCAGGGAGUGGGCAUGUUCGUCAACCUAGACGGCGACAUGUGCAGAGGAAGCAUACAGUUUAGCAGCUACCCCGACGCCAUCAUAGUGGAUGGGUCAGGCAUCGACUUGACUGCGUCUAUGGGUCCGGAUAUGGAUGCCGAACCAGGCUACGUCUUAGCAGCUGUCCAUCGAGAGGAGAAUGAUAGAGUCUCGUAUGGAGUUGAGAUCCAACGAUGGGACGUGGACGCUGGCACUGACGAAGCUGACAAGGAGUGGCUAAAUCUCAGCUCACUAGGACUCACGUCACAAGAGAUAGGGACCCACAUCUCGACACCCCUGGGUAUGCGUACGGUCGUGCAGCCUUACGACCUAGUCCUGUCUGAGAUUGGAGCAAAACUCUCAGUAAAGCGUUUACGGUUGUCUCCUGCAGACGGCUCAGCUGCAGAAGACGAAACCAAACACGUCGUGACGGCACAGGAACAGGCCGACCUCGAUUUCACCCAGCGGCUUUCGAAGCUGCAAACACAAAACGUGCUGUGGGCAGGGAACCAGAUCUGGUGGACCGUUCGCAACCCGCUCGUAACACGCUUGGAUUCUCGAUUGGAAGCGGCACAGUCUACACCCACGGGCGACGGGCUGCGCAUCCAGCCUAAUCGAGGGAUUGUCGAAAGAGUGCUAGGCGACAUUCGAGGCCAAGAACCACGCAAUGAGUCGGACUACCUUAGCCUCAUCUAUAUCCGUCAAAAGGCGUCGGUACUGCUCCUCAUGGAUGUUGUACUGCGCACUCAAUCAAACAUCAUCAUCUUCGAGAAUGAAAAGCGCAUCACCGAGCAAGCCUUGGUUGAGGGUGAAGCAGAUCCGAGAGUAAUCUUGAGUCUACUACCAGUUUUGAACCAAGAGGUCGUGCAGGGGUCGGAGGGGAUACAGAUAUCCGGCGGUGUCACGUCGCUUGUAGAAGAGUUCUUGCGGCAGAACAACCUCUCAGUCAUGCCGACCACUGUCAACGGAUCGUUCGGCGAAAAUUUGCUUCCCCUUAUGAAGAGGUAUCUCCAGUUUUGGAGGAGGAGAAAGGGCAUGGCUAGCGUGACAAACGACCCCUGUGUGUUUCAAAGUAUCGACGCCGCGUUGCUGCACAUCCUCUUACUGCUCGAUGAAAGCAGCCCGGAAGGGACCUCCAGCCCAGGAACCCACCGAGCCGAAUUGUACGAACUAGUCGACAAGGAAGUUGAAUGCUUCGACCGUGCCAUCGAGCUGCUCGAACAGUUCAAACGUCUCUACGUCUUGAGUCGUUUGUACCAGAGCAACUGCAAGGCGUCAAUCAAAGCAUCAAAAGUGCUCGCGACCUGGAGGCGAAUCCUAGAAGGCGAGCCAGACGCAGGCGGCGAGUUUGUAGACGGAGAAAACGAGGUGCGGAAAUACCUCUCGCGCAUUCGAGACCAGGCACUCGUCGAAGAAUACGGCGCUUGGCUGGCGAACCGCAAUCCCCAGCUCGGCGUGCAGAUCUUCGCCGACGACCACAGCAGGGUCAAGUUCGAGCCCACACGCGCUGUCGCCCUCUUGCGGGAGCGGGCCCCCGGUGCCGUGAAGGAGUACCUCGAGUACCUCGUCUUCGGCAAAAAGCACACGCAAUACGUCAACGAGCUAAUAACCCACUACCUCGACACCGUCAUAACAGAACUCGAAUCCCACCCCACCUCCCGCGCCACACUCUCCCAAACCUACGCAACCUACCGCAUCCUCGCGCCCCCAAAACCAACAUACCACCAAUUCAUCACCGACAACGCGCCCCCAGCCCCCUGGUGGCAAGCCCGCCUCCGCCUCCUCCAACUCCUAAGCUCCACCCACCCCACAACCUCCUCCACCUACGACAUCGCCGCCAUCCAAGCCCGCCUCGCACCCUUCUCCCACGACCUCACCUCAGAAAUGAUCCUCCUCCACGGCCGCCAGGCAAACCAUCACCAAGCCCUCCGCCUCCUAACCCACCACCUCGCAGACUUCGACUCCGCAAUCGCUUACUGUCUGCACGGAUACCACGCCCUCUCCCCGGACCCGCACCCCUCCGACCCGCCAUCCCGCGCCCAGCAAUCAGCGCUCUUCAACGCCCUACUCGCGGAGUUCCUGCGCAUAGACGACGUUGCGCAGCGUGUGCAGCGCACGAGCGAACUUCUGGAUAGAUUUGGUGCGUGGUUUGAUGUGGGGGAUGUGUUGGCGCUUGUGCCGGAUGGGUGGAGUGUGCAUGUUUUUUCGGGGUUUUUGAUACGCAGUUUGAGGAGGUUGGUGAGGGAGAGGAAGGAGAGUGGGGUUGUGAGGGCGUUGAGUGAUGCGCAGAAUUGUGGGGUUGGGGGGGAGGUGGUAAGGGUUAGGGAGGGGCUGGGGAGUGGGUGUACGGUGGAGAUGUAA
This is a messenger RNA of Dothidotthia symphoricarpi CBS 119687, 3592 nucleotides long. RefSeq lists its product as uncharacterized. The record is from RefSeq and is a predicted model, not a curated record. Gene Ontology annotation, biological process: autophagy; vesicle-mediated transport; endosomal vesicle fusion. Bases 74 to 3592 code for a protein of 1172 amino acids. Gene Ontology annotation, cellular component: fungal-type vacuole membrane; cytoplasm. The transcript is spliced from 3 exons. NCBI's taxonomy places the organism in Eukaryota, Fungi, Ascomycota, Dothideomycetes, Pleosporales, Dothidotthiaceae.